Molecule: messenger RNA, 2079 nt
Organism: Oryza brachyantha (malo sina)
Lineage: Eukaryota; Viridiplantae; Streptophyta; Magnoliopsida; Poales; Poaceae
Product: APETALA2-like protein 2
Exons: 10
Coding region: 562-1842 (426 amino acids)
Biological process (GO): regulation of DNA-templated transcription
Molecular function (GO): DNA-binding transcription factor activity; DNA binding
Source: RefSeq, a predicted model, not a curated record
ACCCAAACCCGCUCUCUCUCGUCUCGUCUCGUCUCCUCUCUCCCAAGGCGGAGUUGCCCCGUCCAUCUCCGGCGAUCCGGUCGCCGCGCGACACGUUAUCCACCGCCGUCCCUACCGGCGCAGGCGUCCCCGGCCCCGUCCGUGUGUGGCCGUAGCGAAGCUCCCCUGUGCGGAAAUAGUUUAACGACUAUACCUCUCUGAUACUCUCCGCCACUUCGACGUCUCAUCUCUAUUUCCUUUUCUCCCACUGCUCCCUCCCCAACCUCUCUCUCCUCCUCCUCGUCGCCCUCCUCUUCUUCUUGUUCAUCCCUACCCCCAUGGCUACCACCAGCGGUUGCUGCUACUCCCACCUCGCCACUGCUCGAAGCCACCAGUGUCGUGUGAUGAUGGUAUAGUGGUGACUCGUUAGUCGGGGCGCCGCCGUGUACCGGUAUACGUCGACCGAUCGAUCGAGCUAGCUAGCCGGGUGAAGCAGAGGCGAGGAGAGUGGUGGUGAGUCGAAGCCUCGAAGGGCGGGAGGUGGAGGCGUCGAUUGCGCUUCUGGUGGGCUCCCGAUCGGAGAUGGUGUUGGAUCUCAAUGUGGCGUCGCCGGAACGGUCCGGCACGUCGAGCUCGUCGGUGCUGAACUCCGGGGACGCCGGAGUCGUAGAAGGCGGCUUCCGGUUCGACUUCCUCGGGAGCAGCCCCGACGAGGACGAGUGCUCCGGGAAGGCGGCGCCGGUCGCUUCGGGGGUCGUGACGCGGCAGCUCCUCCCUCCUCCUCCUCUGCUGCCCGCUCCAGCGCCGGCGCCACUGACCACGGCGUGGCAGCCGCGCCGCCCGGCGGAGGACGCCGGACUCGCGCAGAGGGCGGUCGUCGCGAAGAAGACCCGGCGGGGGCCGAGGUCGCGGAGCUCGCAGUACAGGGGCGUCACCUUCUACAGGAGGACCGGCCGCUGGGAGUCACACAUCUGGGAUUGCGGGAAGCAAGUCUACCUAGGUGGUUUCGACACGGCGCAAGCGGCAGCAAGGGCUUACGAUCGAGCGGCGAUUAAGUUUCGGGGCCUCGAUGCAGACAUCAACUUCAACUUGAGCGACUACGAGGACGAUCUGAAGCAGAUGAGGAAUUGGACCAAGGAGGAGUUCGUGCACAUACUCCGGCGACAGAGCACGGGGUUCGCGAGGGGGAGCUCCAAGUUCCGCGGCGUCACGCUGCACAAGUGCGGCCGGUGGGAGGCGCGCAUGGGUCAGUUGCUCGGCAAGAAGUACAUAUACCUUGGGCUCUUCGACACCGAAGUUGAAGCUGCAAGAGCAUAUGACAGGGCAGCCAUUCGCUUCAAUGGGAGGGAAGCUGUUACCAACUUCGAGCCUACUGCCUAUAAUGUGGAUACUUUACCAGACGCCGGAAAUGAGGUAAUUGUUGACAGUGAUGUCCUUGAUUUGGAUUUGCGGAUUUCGCAACCUAAUGUGAGCGACUCCAAAAGGGUUGCCACCAUAACUGGCCUCCAGUUAACUUGUGAUUCUCCUCAAUCUUCAAAUACUAUGGUCCAUCAGCCAAUGGGCUCGUCUCCCCAGUGGACUGUGCAUCACCAAAGCACAUCACUGCCCUCUCAGCAUCAACGUUUGUACCCAUCUGCUUGUCUUGGCUUCGUCCCGAACCUACAGGAGAGGCCAGUGGAGCGAAGGCCUGAGCUGGGUCCCCUGCCAUUCCCCACACAGGGUUGGCAAAUGCAGGGGCCCUCCCACUUGCCACUGCUCCACGCUGCAGCAUCAUCAGGAUUCUCUGCCGGCGCCGGCGCCACCGCACUCCGCCGGCAGCCGCCGUUCCCGGAACACCCCUUCUACUUCCCGCCAACCGCCUGACACAGACCGAUCCAUCACGGUUCACGUGUGUGCAUGGCGUUCGCGACUCGGAUCGCCUUGCCGGUGAAACGCCGUUAAUUGUUCAUGCAACUUACUGCAGUAUUCAGCCAGAGAGAGGGCCAGGUGCAUUCACACCCCAGCUCAUUAAUCUCUCUGUCUUCCCCGUGUUAAUACUGUUACAUAUUUUGCGCCAUGAACGGAUGAAUUCUUCAUGGGCAUGGAGCUUGUGUUUAUUCA